Macrobrachium nipponense is the source of this 4443-nucleotide messenger RNA. Its product is annotated as lachesin-like. Lineage: Eukaryota; Metazoa; Arthropoda; Malacostraca; Decapoda; Palaemonidae. The transcript has 10 exons. Bases 582 to 2105 code for a protein of 507 amino acids. Gene Ontology annotation, cellular component: neuron projection. The record is from RefSeq and is a predicted model, not a curated record.
ACCUGGAGCGCGAGAGAGUGACGCUCCGUCGUAGCUCCCUCUUUUUCCACGUGUCGCUCGCUGGCUUUAUCGCGGUUUUUUCGGCCGAUCUGAAGAGCUUGGUCAAUGUUUGGAUGAAGGCGGUUAUUCUUGGCACCUCUGACCUUUAAGGAAGGAAACACUUGUCGUGUUUGGUGGGGCAGACGAGUCGAAUUCAUCGGGAAUUUGAACAUUUUGUCUGACAGGCUCUAUUUCGGAACAAACAGUUACUAUUACGAUUCGUUUCUAAGUCUUGCAUGACUGUUGCUCAACAGCCGUUUUCGUUCCUUAUUUAUUAGUUGUCUAGAAAGAAAAAAAAAGAGACAUUGUGCCCUGUGCAUAGAAAUCUAGUAGAAUGCAUAUUUUGUUAGGAUAAUCAAGCCAUCAUGUCCAGUUAAAACUUUGAUGAAAUACUGAAUGGUUAUUCAGACCUAUUGUCAGUGAAAUUGCGCGAACGUUUGCUGGCAUCUACGGGAAGCCAAAUCCAAGCGCGCGAUUUGUAGGAACAUGACGACGAAGAUCUUUUCUGCCAUUGACCGGAUUCGACGAAAAGAGGAACUUCAAUGAGGGACACUUCGUGCAAUCUGGACGAAACACAUAACCAAAGAUACGAGGUCAAGGUCACGAGAUCACUCAUUGUAGGCUCUUUGCUGGCUGAGAGGCCUCCGGCACCUGUCUAUGCAGUUAGGUCAGGCCAGAUUACGCCUACGAUGAUCCUCUCUAGACCUCCGGGAAGGAGAAAGAAUUUAUCUUCUUCUUUUUCUUCUUCUUCUCAGUAUUUCCAGAACCUUAGUCGACUAUGGCAGCUCCACAUGGGGUUACUACUGCUUCUUUUCACAGGUGUGACAUCGGGGGCGGCCUACCAGACGAGAUUCAGUGGGAUGAUAGGGAACGUUACGGUGACGGUAGGACGCGACGCUUCCUUGUCCUGUACGGUGGAAGACCUAGGAGAGCAUAAGGUCGGCUGGAUCCACCUGAAGAGGCAGAUGAUAGUGGCAGUUCACACGCGGAUGAUCUCGCGAAUCUCGAGAUACAGCGUGACGCACGAUUCGCACAAGACGUGGACCCUCCAUAUCACUGGAGUGACUGAGGACGAUGCUGGCUACUACAUGUGCCAGGUGAACACGGAUCCCGCCCUUUCUCAAGUGGGACUCCUGGAAGUUGUGGUGCCUCCGAACAUCGAAGACCUGAAGAGCAGUCCCAGCGAGAUCCAGGUGCGGGAAAAGACGGACGUCGUGCUGGAAUGCUCGGCCACGGGCGCCCCCGAGCCCCGCAUCAUGUGGAGACGGGAGGACGGCGAGAUGAUCGUCACGAACACGCGGAAGCCAGAGGUUGUGCAUGAAGGAACUAAGCUGCAACUCCACCAAGUCAGCAGGACCCACAUGGGGGCGUACCUUUGCAUAGCCUCCAACGGCGUCCCUCCCUCCGUCAGUAAGAGAAUCACCCUACAUGUUGAAUUUUCUCCUCAGAUUCAUGUCCCUAAUCAGCUGGUGGGAGUCCCAACAGGAGAUAAUGUCACCAUCGAAUGUUUUGUCGAAGCUUACCCAAGGGCCAUCAGCUACUGGGUCAAAGCCAACAUGAUGAUCCUGAAUUCGGACAAGUAUUACUACGAGGCGGUGGAGACCCUCUACAAGAUCCACAUGAAGCUCACCAUCUUCAACUUCUCCCGGAACGACAACACCACCUACAAAUGCGUCGCCAAGAACUCCCUCGGGGAGACCGAAGGAGAUAUCAAAUUAAAUGAGAUCUACAUGUCCCCGAAAGCAAAGGAGAUAAGAAGUGAAAAUUCCAAAACAGAAGACGAAACUCAAGCCCCCGUGGAAACUGAGACGGAGGAACAACGUCAAGUUGCACUCGAACCUCCGAAGGGAGAUCAGCUCUACGACAACUCGCCUUCUGUGCUACAAACGCCAAAGCCUACGAAACGGGUAAUACUACCCAUAGACGUCUUGGGUGGGCAAAGGUCUGGAUCCAAUUCAUCUGGUUGCCUGCUGCCAACGAUGCUCCUCUAUUGGGUAUUGCCACUUUUCGCCUGUUAUGCCGGCUUGUCGACAUCUGCACUUCCACUUUCUUUGAGGCUUUGUUGAUGGCUGGGACGACUCUGUCUAGACACCCGACGAUUCCUCCGUGGGACGAACACGCAUGAAUUCACUACAUUCCCCCUGAGCUCCUUUGCUGAUGUAAAUUAGGCCUAGGAAGAAUUACCGCGAGGACGUGGAAGUGAAAUAGUAACACCGGCGCCAAGAAAAGGGUGCUGGGUACGAGAAAUGAAGUUGAAGGUCCUGUAUAAAGAGAGAAAAGGAAGUAACUACAUAGUCGUCUAUAUUGUUAAUGUUUACCUCCGCUGCUACAUGGUUUCCUGCUUGUAGUACUAAGCGGGUAGUUAGAUUUAUCUUUUUUUUUCCUUUCUCUCUCUCUCUCUCUCUCUCUCUCUCUCUCUCUCUCUCUCUCUCUCUCUCUCUCUCGUUUGAUUUUGAUCGUCCAAGAGUCUAAAAAUCUAUAUUCUCCUUGUUCCUAGUAUAUCGCCUGCGCGCUCGCUAGUGUAAAUGCAGUGUUCCAUGGACAUGAGUUGAAUAUAUUAGAAAAGAGACGAAGCUGGGGUUUUUUUAUGCUCUGAUAGAUAACAAUAAUUAUAGAUGUCAACUUUUGAACGUGUUUACCGUGUUCAGCUUUGUGAAAGACUUAUCAAAGUGACAUUUUGUAUUAAAUUUAGGAUACAUAUCGUGUCUUCUUAGGAUAUAAAGUAUAACGGAAUGAAAAUGCCGAGUCGUUCACUUCAUCUGAACAGCUCGAGGACCAAAAUGCUAUAAUAAAUAACUUGUAUACCAUUAGACUCAUACUCAAGGUGCCAUCUUGGAAUUUGAGGUGAUUUUCAUUCAAGUCUAUGUUACAAACUGAACAGUUCCUUGAGAGGAUGAGGUAGUGGUAGCGUUUCACCAGCGAAACGGACUUUGAGUGCCCUAUACCUUUUCUGUGAGAAAACACAACCCUUUUCCUCUUGCGGCGGAUUCCUGAGGAACACUGAAUCCCUCUCGUGAACCGCGUUGAGGUGCCAAUCACGUCGAAACUUUCUGGCUCUUUUGAGGAACAGCGUGCGAAGUGCAUUUUGGAGCUUCAAAGACAACUCGAAAAUGUUGAAGUGUCUUCUGUGUCAAGUUUUAUGCAAAGGUGUUCUGUGACCUCGGUUACACGAACCCCCUAACUAUCUUUAGAACCGCAGUGGAGUCCUAAUACUGUAAAAGUGCUUCUAGGUAUAGUAUCAGGAUAUAAAUCCUAUGUAUUUGUAUCUAUGCUGUGAUUUAUAAGCCAAUGAUGAAAGUUAUUUAAUUAUAUAGCAUCUAACUCAUUCAUGAACACCAUCUCUCUCUCUCUCUCUCUCUCUCUCUCUCUCUCUCUCUCUCUCUCUCGUAGAGAAACAUCGUCCUGUUUGGGUAAAACUCCUACCACCAUUUAUUGUAUUCUGGAAUUUUGUACACCUCUCUAUUAGCCCUAUCUUCCCUUUAUAACCAGUUACUUAUCAUACAUAUCAUUACCUUGUCUUCACCAUGUCAUGUUAAUGUCUUCUUGUUCCAAGUUAAGGACAAUUAGCCACAGGUUAAAAUGCCGGUGUUCCAAAUACGUGUGUGAAGGAAUUAUUCCAGACUAACAACGAUAGAUUGUUGCCAUAGAGUUGAACUAUAGGUCUAUAUUAGAAAGAAUCGUAUUAUAGUUAUUGGACGGGGAAGCAGUCUGGAAUAAAGAUGAGUGACAGUUUACUUUCUUUUAUUUUGUUUUAUAGAUGUACAGUACCUGGUUAUGAUUUCGAAAUUAAAAUCAGGUCAUUCGUAAUGAAACAGAAAUGAGGCCAUUAUGCGCCAUGAAUAGGACGUGAUAUUUUUAUCCCUCAUAGUACAUAUAUUCUGAAGUUAUAUUUUGGUUUUACACACGUCCAAGCUUAAUGGAACAUCUUCAUAAAAUAAUCACGAUUUUUUAAAAUUAUAAAAUCAUUUAAAAAGCAUAAAAACCUUACAUAAAUAAUAAAUGAUACUUUCUCACUUAAAACAAUAAAAUAAAAUAAUGACGUUUCCUCUGUUGUAAAUACAAUUGUAAAAUCUUCUAAAAAGCAGAAUAUCCUCACAUGAAAAAAAAUUCAAUAAUGGUUCUCACUUAAAACAACAGACCAAUCUUUCCAUCGAAUCAGCUAAAUAUUCCGUGCAUAUGAUAUUCGUAGCUAAUCAUAAAAUAUUAUCAUAUUAUCGUCAAGGUUCUAAAAAAUUGCUCGCGAGUUAUGAUAUUUAUAUCAUUUCAUGGGAACCAUAUUAAUGAAAAAUACCACAUUAUUUCAGUUACAAAGUGAUAACAUGAAAAAAGAGUACAAGGUUUGUGCUUUUAUGAAAUUUGACCACGUGAAACUAAUACAUUAUAUGUAUACACACAUAAAGACAU